Messenger RNA from Closterium sp. Naga37s-1, 2656 nucleotides. NCBI's taxonomy places the organism in Eukaryota, Viridiplantae, Streptophyta, Zygnematophyceae, Desmidiales, Closteriaceae. The record is from the annotation of a GenBank genome assembly.
CACGCCGCCCCAUCCUCCCGCUUUCCAUCACCCCGCCCCAUUCUCCCGCUUUCCAGCACCCCGCCCCAUUCUCCCGCUUUCAAUCACCCCGCCCGAUUCUCCCGCUUUCCAUCACCCUGCCCCAUUCUCCCGCUUUCCAUCACCCCGCCCCAUUCUCCCGCUUUCCAUCACCCCGCCCGAUUCUCCCGCUUUCCAUCACCCUGCCCCAUUCUCCCGCUUUCCAUCACCCCGCCCCAUUCUCCCGCUUUCCAUCACCCCGCCCGAUUCUCCCGCUUUCCAUCACCCCGCCCCAUUCUCCCGCUUUCCAUCACCCCCCCCAUUCUCCCGCUUUCCAUCACCCUGCCCCAUUCUCCCGCUUUCCAUCACCUCGCCCCAUUCUCCCUCUUUCCAUCACCCCGCCCCAUUCUCCCUCUUUCCAUCACCCCGCCCCAUUCUCCCUCUUUCCAUCACCCCACCCCAUUCUCCCGUUUUCCAUCACCCCGUCCCAUUCUCCCGCUUUCCAUCACCCCGCCCCAUUCUCUCGCUUUCUAGCACCCCGCCCCAUUCUCCCGCUUUCCAUCACCCCGCCCCAUUCUCCCGCUUUCCAUCACCCCGCCCCAUUCUCCCUCUUUCCAUCACCCCGCCCGAUUCUCCUGCUUUCCAUCACCCGCCCGAUUCUCCCGCUUUCCGUCACCCCGCCCCAUUCUCCCGCAUUCCAUCACCCCGCCCCAUUCUCCCGCCUUCCAACACCCCGCCCCAUUCUCCCUCUUUCCAUCACCCCGCCCGAUUCUCCCGCUUUCUAUCACCCCGCCCCAUUCUCCCUCUUUCCAUCACCCCGCCCCAUUCUCCCUCUUUCCAUCACCCCGCCCCAUUCUCCCGCUUUCCAUCACCCCGUCCCAUUCUCCCUCUUUCCAUAACCCCGCCCCAUUCUCCCGCUUUCCAGCACCCCGCCCCAUUCUCCCGCUUUCCAUCACCCCGCCCCAUUCUCCCGCUUUCCAUCACCCCGCCCCAUUCUCCCUCUUUCCAUCACCCCGGCCCAUUCUCCCCUUUCCAUCACCCGCCCCAUUCUCCCGCUUUCCAUCACCCCGCCCCAUUCUCCCGCUUUCCAUCACCCCGCCCCAUUCUCCCUCUUUCCAUCACCCCGCCCCAUUCUCCCUCUUUCCAUCACCCCGCCCCAUUCUCCCGCUUUCCAUCACCCCGCCCCAUUCUCCCGCUUUCCAUCACCCCGCCCCAUUCUCCCUCUUUCCAUCACCCCGCCCCAUUCUCCCGCUUUCCAUCACCCCGCCCCAUUCUCCCGCCUUCCAACACCCCGCCCCAUUCUCCCUCUUUCCAUCACCCCGCCCGAUUCUCCCGCUUUCUAUCACCCCGCCCCAUUCUCCCUCUUUCCAUCACCCCGCCCCAUUCUCCCUCUUUCCAUCACCCCGCCCCAUUCUCCCGCUUUCCAUCACCCCGCCCCAUUCUCCCGCUUUCCAUCACCCCGCCCCAUUCUCCCUCUUUCCAUCACCCCGCCCCAUUCUCCCUCUUUCCAUCACCCCGCCCCAUUCUCCCGCUUUCCAUCACCCCGCCCCAUUCUCCCGCUUUCCAUCACCCCGCCCCAUUCUCCCUCUUUCCAUCACCCCGCCCCAUUCUCCCGCUUUCCAUCACCCCGCCCCAUUCUCCCGCCUUCCAACACCCCGCCCCAUUCUCCCUCUUUCCAUCACCCCGCCCGAUUCUCCCGCUUUCUAUCACCCCGCCCCAUUCUCCCUCUUUCCAUCACCCCGCCCCAUUCUCCCUCUUUCCAUCACCCCGCCCCAUUCUCCCGCUUUCCAUCACCCCGCCCCAUUCUCCCUCUUUCCAUAACCCCGCCCCAUUCUCCCGCUUUCCAGCACCCCGCCUCAUUCUCCCGCUUUCCAGCACCCCGCCCCAUUCUCCCGCUUUCCAUCACCCCGCCCCAUUCUCCCGCUUUCCAUCACCCCGCCCCAUUCUCCCGCUUUCCAUCACCCCGCCCCAUUCUCCCUCUUUCCAUCACCCCGCCCCAUUCUCCCGCUUUCCAGCACCCCGCCCCAUUCUCCCGCUUUCCAUCACCCCGCCCGAUUCUCCCGCUUUCCAUCACCCCGCCCCAUUCUCCCGCUUUCCACCACCCCGCCCCAUUCUCCCUCUUUCCAUAACCCCGCCCCAUUCUCGCACUUUCCAUCACCCCGCCCGAUUCUCCCGCUUUCCACCACCCCGCCCCACUCUCCCGCUUUCCAUCACCCCGCCCCAUUCUCCCGCUUUCCAUCACCCCGCCCGAUUCUCCCGCUUUCCAUCACCCCGCCCCAUUCUCCCGCUUUCCAUCACCCCUCCCCAUUCUCCCUCUUUCCAUCAACCCGCCCCAUUCUCCCUCUUUCCAUCACCUCGCCCCAUUCUCCCUCUUUCCAUCACCCCUCCCCAUUCUCCCGCUUUCCAUCACCGGCCCAUUCUCCCGCUUUCCAUCACCUCGCCCCAUUCUCCCUCUUUCCAUCACCCCGCCCCAUUCUCCCGCUUUCCAUCACCCCGCCCCAUUCUCCCUCUUUCCACGACCCCGCCCCAAACUCCCUCUUUCCAUCACCCCGCCUCAUUCUCCCUCUUUCCAUCAUCCCGCCCCAUUCUCCCUCUUUCCAUCACCCUGCCCCAUUCUCCCUCUUUCCAUCACCCCGCCCCAUUCUCCCUCUUUCCAUAA